GCGCCGCAAUCCGCCGCAACUUCUCCGGACCUGACCUUCGACCCGGUCAGUGACCCCCCUCAUGGCGUGAACCACGACACUCUUCUCCCUUCCCUUGGGCCUUACACUCUCACCACAUAGCAAAAUAACAUCAUAACCAUGAGCGCCUCGCGUGUAGGCCGAGCCACGCUCAAAUCCGCCAAGGGAGCAGCAGCCGCAGCAGCAGCGAAGCCCGCCAACGCUGCUCCCCGUACCGGCGCGAAGAACAAGCUGAAAGCACCAGCCCCAAGCCACCCCGAAUACACCCCGGCCCUCUCCAAACGCGCGCACCCCACGCUGACCGACUUCCACCACCACCCGCCCUCAACAACGACCCGGAUGAGCCCGCGCGUGAUGACGGUUAUCGGCGUCAGCGCGCUCGGCUUGAGCACCUACAUCGGGUACCUGUACGCCUCGUACCGACGCGAAGUGACGCACUCGCAGACGCUGUCCGCCACGGUCCCGGCCAACGUGACGGAUCGCUACAACACGACGGCGCGCACCUUCGACGCCGACGUCGAGAUGUCCGAGAAGCUGAUGCGGCUGGGCGCCAAGCGGCGCGACCUCUGCCGCCGCGCGCGCGGCGACGUCCUCGAGGUCAGCUGCGGCACGGGCCGGAACAUCGAGUACUACGACCUCGGCCCGCCGCGGCGCGGCAUCGUCGACGAGCGGACGGGCGCGGUGGGCGUGCGCGGGUGCCGGUCCGUCACGUUCGUGGACCUGAGUCCCCAGAUGGUGGACAUGGCGCGCCGCAAGUUCGAGGAGCUGUAUUCGGGGAAGAAUAACGAUGCCGUCCGAAAAAGGGUCGAGUUUCGCGUGGAGGAUGCCGCGGCGGUCGGGGCGGGGCCGAGUCCCGAGAUUAUCGGGGCGGCGGCCGCUGGUCAAUCCAAGAAAUACUUUGAUACGGUCGUGCAAACGAUGGGGUUGUGCUCGUUGCCGGAUCCCGUGGGUACGCUGAGGCAUUUGGGGACGGUGGUCGAUCCGCAGAGGGGCGAGAUUCUGUUGCUGGAGCACGGUCGCUCGCAUUAUGCGUGGUUGAAUCGCGUGUUGGACAAUUUGGCCCCCGCCCAUGCGGAUCGGCAUGGGUGUUGGUGGAAUCGCGAUAUCGGGGAGAUUGUGAGGGAGAGUGGGUUGGAGGUCGUCGAGGAGAAACGCUGGCAUUUUGGUACGACUUGGAAGUAUGUUCUGAGGCCGGCGAGAAAGACGGCCGAGUAG
Aspergillus japonicus CBS 114.51 is the source of this 1233-nucleotide messenger RNA. RefSeq names its product class I SAM-dependent methyltransferase. The record is from RefSeq and is a predicted model, not a curated record. Lineage: Eukaryota; Fungi; Ascomycota; Eurotiomycetes; Eurotiales; Aspergillaceae. Bases 139 to 1233 code for a protein of 364 amino acids. The transcript is spliced from 2 exons.